UGUGAUGACGGGAGUUGUCCAGCAGGGGGCAGUGUGAUGAUGCUCAGCUGUCGGCGGAGCGCUGUUCAUAAGUAGCAGAAGAAAUCACCGGGAAACUGCGCUUUCAUGCUAACAGAGCAGUAAAUCAAGAAUUAAACAUCACUGACAGGAUCGAUCGCCAUGUCCCAGAGGAAGAGAGCGGUAACCGCUUCACAGAGCAAAACAAAGAGACGCUCUCAGGUAUCUCUGGAUGAGGAUGACGAGGAUGCUAAUUUCAGCCAGAUAACCUCAUCACAGGUGCAGCGAGCCCGAGAACACUUCACGACUGACCAGCUCGACCGCAAGGUGGCUGAGGUGGUCCAGUUCAUCUUAAUUAAAGACCAAAAAAAAAUACCCAUUCGAAGAGCAGACAUUGGUAAACAUGUGAUAAAAGAAUACAAAGCCAUCUAUUCAGAAAUCAUAAACCGAGUUUGCCGCAAGUUUGAUCAGGUGUUUGGAUUAAAGCUGGUGGAGAUUGACCCCAAAAAUCACAUUUAUAUCCUGAUUAAUAAACUGGAGCCCGUUAAUGGAGAGCCGGUGAGCAUGCGUCCUGGAAACCCAAAGACAGGCCUGCUGUUUGUGAUUCUGAGCGUCAUCUUCAUGAAGGGAGGUGUCAUUAAAGAGAAUCUGGUGUGGAAUACACUCAAGAAGCUGCGGGUGGAUCCAGGGGAAAAGCAUGACGAGUUUGGUGAUGUAAAGAAGGUGGUCACAGAUGAGUUUGUACGGCAGAAAUAUUUGGAGUAUGUGAAGAUCCCCCACACAGAGCCAGUGGAGUAUGAGUUUCGCUGGGGUCUGCGGGCAGAGAAGGAGGUGUCUAAACUCAAGCUACUGGAGUUUGUUGGAGAGCUUUUUGACCAGGAUCCUCAGAGCUGGACACAGCAGUUCAGAGAGGCCAGUGCUGCGGAGACCAGCAGCUAGAGAUCAUCAACACCUUGUGAUGUGCGGUUAUUAGCCAUAUCUAAAUAGACCCUGUUAUUUAAACUGAGGUGGAAGAAGAACAUGCUUUCAUAUGAAACAUCUUUUGGAGCUCUUUUGUCAAAAAAAAUUACAAUGGUAAAAUAUUUUAAUUACAAUGUUUCUUGAUUAUAAAUAAAGUUAUUUUACAGUU
Messenger RNA from Carassius gibelio (silver crucian carp), 1126 nucleotides. It is a transcript of the gene ndnl2, whose product is annotated as necdin-like 2. The transcript has 11 exons. Lineage: Eukaryota; Metazoa; Chordata; Actinopteri; Cypriniformes; Cyprinidae. The record is from RefSeq and is a predicted model, not a curated record. Gene Ontology annotation, cellular component: nucleus. Bases 160 to 936 code for a protein of 258 amino acids.